AUGAUACUUCCGAUCCAGGCCAGCCAACACAUACCGAAUUCAUCCGUGGUCUGGUGCCGCAUUGGCUUACCCCCAUCCUCGCUUCUCGACCGGAUUAUGACGGAUAACCUGGUCCUUCUCGGUAUUUCGUACUCUGUACUAACCCAUUCCACGGCACUGCACGGCGCAGACCCGAUCCGUACCACAGAGGUGGAUGUGGCAGUGUUACAGAAGUUCAACAUGAGGCAACGACGCAUGCUACGCGGGCACUUGGCCAAGAUCUAUGCCAUACACUGGUCAGAAGACAGCCGGCACCUAGUGAGCGCAUCACAAGAUGGCAAGCUGAUAGUCUGGGACGCGUACUCCGAGAAUAAGGUGCAUGCUAUCCCCCUUCGGUCGUCGUGGGUCAUGACUUGCGCAUACUCCCCGUCAGGAGGAAUGGUGGCUUGUGGAGGACUGGACAAUCUGUGCUCUAUCUACAACCUAAGAGCAAAGGAAGGGCCCUCGCGCGUCAGUCGUGAACUGAGCUACCACAAGGGUUACCUUUCCUGCUGCCGCUUCCUUAAUGACAAGGAAAUAUUGACGUCGUCAGGUGACAUGACCUGUGCUCUUUGGGACAUUGAGAGUGGACAACUGAAGUCACAAUUCAAGGGCCACACAGGAGAUGUCAUGUACAUCUCACUCGACUCAGAUCCCAACACCUUCUACUCCGGAGCUUGCGACGCGCAGGCCAAACGCUGGGAUCUUCGUGCAGGCAAGUGUGUGCAGACCUUCACGGGCCAUGAAUCGGAUAUCAACACCAUCGCGUCCUUCCCGGGCGGCAAUGCAUUCCUGACGGGUUCGGAUGAUGCGAGCUGUCGGUUAUACGAUGUGCGCGCAGACGCCGAGGUGGCAUGCUAUGUGGAUGAGUCCAACCUGUGUGGUGUGACUGCGGUAGCAUUCUCCAAAUCUGGACGAUUGGUGUUUGCAGGAUAUGAUAGUUGCAAUUUUGAGGUGUGGGACACACUCAAGACGAUUAAGACGGCACAGAUCAAGGCACACGAGCGAAGGGUGUCGUGUUUGGGAGUCUCGAAAGAUGGCAUGGCCAUCUGCACAGGUAGUUGGGACAAUACACUGAAAAUCUGGAAUUAAUGUACCUUUAUAAACGGAGAAUGAUCCGUCUCUACAUACGUUUUCUCUAUAUAAAAAACCUGCAAUAAAGUACUGUCACAUUCGCUGACGAAUAUUCUUGGUUGACGGCAUUUGGAGACUUUAUUUAGGGCA
This is a messenger RNA of Sphaeroforma arctica JP610, 1242 nucleotides long. Its product is annotated as guanine nucleotide-binding protein subunit beta-1. The transcript is spliced from 7 exons. Gene Ontology annotation, molecular function: protein binding; signaling receptor complex adaptor activity. Bases 1 to 1110 code for a protein of 369 amino acids. Gene Ontology annotation, biological process: G protein-coupled receptor signaling pathway. Gene Ontology annotation, cellular component: cytoplasm; heterotrimeric G-protein complex. The record is from RefSeq and is a predicted model, not a curated record. NCBI's taxonomy places the organism in Eukaryota, Ichthyosporea, Ichthyophonida.